AUGCCUCCAGUCUCUUAUAUUAAUCGACGUAACGCUAUUCGUGAGGCACUUGAUGAAUUAAAUAAUUACUCACCUAACUUUAAACGCCCAAGUGUCAAUAGUGUUGCUAAAAGUUUUGGAAUCGCAGAAACUACUCUUAGACGUGCCGUAAAAAAUGGCAACCCUCCUAACCGUACAGGCCCAUCGACUGUACUUACUGAGCAUGAGGAGAAUCAACUUGCAGGCUAUUGUAUUAAUGUACAAAGGCUUGG
Racocetra fulgida is the source of this 251-nucleotide messenger RNA. The record is from the annotation of a GenBank genome assembly. Lineage: Eukaryota; Fungi; Glomeromycota; Glomeromycetes; Diversisporales; Gigasporaceae.